GGCCGGGCAUCUUUCGUGGCCCCUGAAAUGAAAACAGUGAGAGACCAUCGCGAGAAAGGACGGAUGAUCCUACAGAAGUUUUCUUCGUUGGAAGAAUAGAAUUUUCCCUCUGGCCUCUCGGUCGCUAGGCAGUGUGCACCGACUCGUGUUUACCAUCGUGUACGUGUAACACUUCUUGCGUGCCUCUAUCAAAACAUCAAGAGCGCGGGCGCACAUACACAUGCGAGCCGCUAGCGAGAAUGAAGUCACGAGUCGGCCCGAUUUUUAGGAACGUCGAGGCACACUGUGCGGCGAAUGCGAGUGCACACGCACGCAGAACCGUGCGUCUCCUAGCGUACACCUCGGCGGCCAUUUGAAAGUCCACGGCGCCAUCGUAUCGGGGAAAAAAAGGCACCGUCUCAGAGACCCCCACCGAUAAGAUCAUCCACCAUGGCGAGCACGUCGCAGCAGUACUGCCUACGCUGGAACAACCACCGUUCGAACCUGCUGACAGUGUUCGACGAGCUGCUGCAGAACGAGGCGUUCACCGACGUGACGCUCGCGGUGGACGGCGGUGCCUCGGUAAAAUGUCACAAAAUGGUACUAGCCGCCUGCUCCUCUUACUUUCAAACGUUGUUCAUCGAUUUGCCGUGUAAACACCCGAUCGUCGUCCUCAAAGACGUCAAGUACUCCGAGAUCAAGGCCAUUCUCGAGUACAUGUACCGGGGUGAGGUGAACGUGGCACAGGAGCAAUUGGCUGGCCUGCUGAAGGUCGCUGAGGUGUUGAAGGUGAAGGGCCUGGUGGAGGAGAACGGUUCCCAAGGCCGACGUGAGGAAGUCGAAACCUCGAUGUCUCCUCCGCCAGCGAUCAGCACGAGCACCAGCAGCGCGGCUCACAGCAGCGGUCACGCGUCACCGCCACACUCCACUGGAACUUCCUACAACGUGUACGGCAAGUCGUCGGUGGAGAGGAGCGCCAGCCGCCUGCCGUUGCACAUGUGGCCUCUAUCGGGGAUUCCCAUCUCCUCGCACUCCAGUAAUCACCAAGUAGCGACUCAUCCGCAACAUUCCAUUCUCACCGGUUCCUACGACAACGGCUUCGAGACCUCGCCGCUGAAACGGAAGAAGCUCUCCAACAUGAUGAUAAACAGAGACACGCCGAUACUCAGGACAGUGCUGGGCCAGGGACACGCGGACAGCUCGCAGGGCAUCCCUCUGUUGCACCCGGACAGCCACGAGAAUCACUUCAGGAACAACAGCAAUGGCUCCUCGCACGAGGGCGACCGGCGCAGCAGCACUGACAUCGCUCACGGGGAACCUGCACACAGCCCUUACACGGACGUAUCUAUGAUGGACGAGGAUGACAAGCAACCCUCGCCGCAGUCGUAUCCUGGAGAGGUUAAGUCAGGGAUCGUCAAUUAUGUUCCAACGCAGAAGCCUGAAUGGAAACGAUACAAGCAAUACACACGAAACGACAUCAUGUCCGCUAUCGAGGCUGUACGUUCAGGAAUGAGUGCCCUGCAGGCGGCGCGUAAGUAUGGCGUACCAUCUCGAACCCUUUACGAUAAGGUGAAGAAGCUGGGCAUUACAACAUCACGGCCGUUUAAACGCGGCUCGAACGGCAGCGGCGCAUGUUUCCCUUACGGAAUCGGCGGCAACGUGAAUGGAAGUAUAUACGGUGGCGCAUUGUCCGAGAACGAAAACGACAACAGCAACGCAGUAAUUGAAAAUCCUGGGUCGAUGCUAGACACGUACAAAGCCAGAGACGGCCCCAUUGAUCGGGAAAUGUUAGACAUCACUCGGUGCAGUCCUAGCCCCGUUAUACAUUCUGUGAAACAGCAGAGUAACGAGGAUCAGGUGGAGGACCUCUCCGUGAGUCGUAAGUCGGAUGUCCGUGUGAUAGUCCCGCCUACGUCGGCUAUCAAAGAGGAGGAAGACAUUGGUUCUGAUUCGUGUAACCAUAACUAACGUAUACCUUUCUUUUGUUUUUUCUCCCAUUGUCACUGGGAGACUUCGUACAACAACUAAACGUACUAUAUCUUGGUUACAACGGCAACAACGUAAGAUCUUAGGUGACUUAAAAGUAACAGUUUAGAGGGAAACAUAAGAGAGGAACGCAUAUUACUUUGUAAAGUUAUCAAUACUCGUGCAGCCUAUGUUGCGUUGAUGGUUUUCAUAAGGGUACCAUGUAUAUAGACAAUCACUUUUAUAUUUCGAAGAGAAUUUAUAUGAAAUAGGCAAAAAGUGAAGGUAAAUUAGAAGCUAAUUAAGUCAACAUUUGAUGGAGCUCAGGGAUUAGUAGUAUGUUAUCGCUGCAACACUAAGCCAUAGAAUGUCAAUGAUGACGCAAACAUUUACCAUGAACUUGGUAUGAAAACCAAGAUAGAGAUUCAUGAAAUCUUUUGCUUGGAUUAUAUUACAGAAGACUGAUUAGUGCAUUGUGGACUCAAGAGACUGAAACGUAAUCAGAGUUUGCGCUCCAAAGUUGUUAAAGCCUAAUGCUAACGAUUAAAGAAAUUGUGUCUUUUUCUUGAGGAAAAAUCUAAACUGUUGCGCCUUAACAGGAAUUGGCAGUUUGGUACCAUGAGUAAGGCAAAAAGAUUUUACAAAAUUAUGCGUAAAUGUUCUCCAUUGAUUUUAUUUAAGGGAAUUAAUUUUAUAUGUUUCUUCUAUUUGACAAAUAUUAUAAUUGCAUUAAGCUUUAAACAAUUUCGGACCAGUGAGUAUGCAUGUAUAACUUUUAUUAUUUGUGAUUCGGUAUUUUAAUUUCUUUUUGCAAUGGACAUAGUAGUACUAUGACAGCCUUAUCGAUUCUAAGUUAGGCGAUACGAGAGAAAGGAAAAUUGUAUAUUAUUUUAGCAAUAUUGUUUUAUUUUUCUUUUAGGAGAAAUAUUCCUAUCUUUAGCAUUAAAUGCUGUCAGUAGGAUACGAUUAUAUACGAGCUGUAUAAUCUAAGGAAUACUGAGAGAGGAAGGGAAAAGAUAGAAUUGAUUUCAUUAGUUUCGUUAAUGACUGAGAUAUUGCUGUUAAUUUGUUGGUAAUUAUAAGAUUACAUUAUCGUUACUGAUCAUGGCCCUGGGAUACAGCUGCAAUAUUGCUCAAUAUUACGCAUAUGCAUACAAUAACACAUAGAACGAACUACCUCAUAUUGUACAACGAACAAGAUUGUUCAUUUUACGUUAAGACUGAUGAACCUAACCUGCGUUACCAACUCGACGGAACCGUGGUAUUUUUAUUUUAUUUUACAAACGCUGAUAUAUAUAUAUAUACAGAAGAAAAGAGUAGUAUAUAUAAUAGAAUAUACAUACAUAUGUAUACAUAUAUACACACGCAGACGCGCAUAUAUGUAUAUAUACGUAUAUAUUAUAUAAGUUAUGAGAAAUAUAUUAUAUUAUGAGAUAUAAAUUUUAAUUAUGACGUAGCUAGAAUAUAAGCCACGAGACUUGCAUUUCUCUUAAACAUGUUAACAUCGCCGUGCAACGGCCGGAUACAAUGAUUUACUGAAACACAGUAUAGUUUGGUAUAUCCUAGUUUUCCGUUGUCCGCCCUUGAGAAGUAACAGAUACAUUUAGUCAGAGUCCAUCCGGUUGCAUAGACUUCAGGAUUUAUAUAUGUAAUACAAGGAUGCUCUUGGCGCGGAAUUAGAGACAGCGAAGAUUGUUUUUAUGAUGAAUUGUUGUCACAUUGAUUAUGGAUCUCAGAUUUUAUAUAUAUAGUACAAGUUGUCGAUUUGUCAACGAUAGUAAGAGUUCACUUUAUGUCAAGCCAUUUGUACAGUGAAAUUUGUCAGCUAUGCAAUAGAAACUAAAAACGUUUUUGUAGGAACAUUUUAUUCGUUGAAGUUCUGGAUAAGUUUCACUGUACAGUUAGCAGAAUAUUUCUUGAUAAGUACAAACCAAAGCUGCCUUGGAACAUUUUCACCUCAGCAUUCCAUAGUCCUUUUUAAAAUAAUGGUAAAUAAUAUGGAAUGUAAGGCUCAAUUUUUCAAAGAGAAUACAAGCUACAGAAGUAUGAUACUCUAUGAAAUAAGAAAUAGUUCAAUCUAAUCAUAUUUUUCUUGUUCAUUGUUACACUUUUUGUAAAGGAAUAGAAAUGAAAUGAAAGUUGAGCCUUGUUAGUUUUAUAAAUACAACAUGUAACACAGUACCUGUGCAUUAAUCGCAAUGCGAUUAUGAAAUAGAAUGAUAUUUAUGUAUAGAAAAGAAAGAAAACGACUGACCUUAGACGUGAAAGUCUGUUUAACCGCCAUAUAGCAAUAAAAACGAAAUAGUAAAAUUAAAAAACAUAGAGAUAUUUAUAACAAUAGUAGAACAAAAGAAGUGAGAGACUAACAAAAUAGUUGAAAUUGUUAAGUGCCUAAGCAGACAAUACCUAGUUCAAAUGAAAGGAAGAAAUAAUUGUAAUAUUUAAUGCAUAUCGAAAAGUCUGAAUAAGUAAUUGUUGUUAUUAAAGAAUCAUACUAAUACAGUGUGUUCAAUGCAGACAGAGAAAAGUGGAAACUUAAUAUAACCCAAGGUGCUAGAAACAACAAAACAUUUUGAAAUCCGCAGUCAGAGACGUCCUUUUAAAUACUGCAAAAAAUAAUUUUAUUGCGAAAAUGAUCUUAUCCGAGAAUAAAGGUUAAACCCGUCGCGUUAAAUUACAUAUUUUUAAGUGGUUCAGGUGGAUGUGUGUAUGCGUGGAAAAGAAAAGCGAAAUUCAGAAGUUUAUAUUCAUAUAGCGUAAUUUUAAUUAUUGCGUAGAUGCAAAUUUCGAUGCCUUACGAGAGCGUAUGGUAUUGCUCGCGCGAUUUCCAAUUUUUUGGCUCCCACAAAGACGAGUCUCAGCAAAUGAAAACGAAGAUUAAAUAGCAUGUAUCGUUUCUCGCUGUAUUUCUUAAAUUUUGCGAAUUCACAGGAGCAAUACUGUAACACAUUAGACGUAUCAAUUACUGAAUUAAGAUUG
Molecule: messenger RNA, 4923 nt
Organism: Nomia melanderi (Alkali bee)
Lineage: Eukaryota; Metazoa; Arthropoda; Insecta; Hymenoptera; Halictidae
Source: RefSeq, a predicted model, not a curated record